Molecule: messenger RNA, 3139 nt
Organism: Prosopis cineraria
Lineage: Eukaryota; Viridiplantae; Streptophyta; Magnoliopsida; Fabales; Fabaceae
Exons: 13
Coding region: 81-2759 (892 amino acids)
Molecular function (GO): protein binding
Source: RefSeq, a predicted model, not a curated record
CAUUGACUACUUCAGUUCGCCCCAAAAUCUGGUGCUUAGGGUUUCAAAAUCCCCGCCAACUCUCUCUCUCUCUCUCUACAAUGACGGUAGAGGACCAGAGCUCGGUAACCCCUGCACCAGUUCCAACACGCGGCGUCAAAGUCGCUGAGACUGGCUCCUGCCACCCUCCAACGGCGCCGUCACCUGGUAAUCCAAACCCUACUGACACUUCUCCGCCGAAGCCAUCCAGCCCCAGAGAUUUCAUCGUUUCUGUUGCCUCCAAUAUCGCUUCCCAGUCUCUACAGAACUUCGAUCCUGGCGUUUGGGGCGUCCUUACUGCUAUUUCUAACAAUGCUCGUAAAAGGCAACAGGGUAUCAAUAUAUUAUUAACUGCCAAUGAGCACUGUAUUGGGCGUUUGGUAGAGGACGUGCGUUUUCAGAUUGAUUCGACUGCUGUUAGUGCUAAACAUUGCUUAAUAUACAGAACAGAAAGCACUAAUGAAAAAAUGGAGAGCAUGACAUCAAUUUGGUUGAAAGAUACGAGCACAAAUGGAACUUAUCUCAACUGGGAGAGGCUUAAAAAGAAUAGUACUGCUGUCAAAGUCUGUCAUGGAGAUAUCAUAUCAUUCGCUGCUCCUCCUCAGCAUGAAAUUGCAUUUGCUUUUGUAUUUCGAGAGGUGCUCAAGUCUGCUGCUUGGCUGGAUAACGGGGCUGCUAAAAGAAAAGCAGAGGAAUUUGUUUCUGAAAAUAAGAGAUUAAAAGGUUUAGGAAUCGGUGCUCCUGAGGGUCCCAUAUCACUUGAUGAUUUUCGAAGCCUCCAAAGAUCAAACACGGAACUGAGAAAGCAGUUAGAAAGUCAGCUUGUUUUAAUUGAGACUUUGCGUAAUGAAUAUCGUGCAGCUGUUGAGCAACAUGGAAGUGAAUUAAAAUCAGUCAAAGAGUCCAUUGAGAAAUCUUACCUUGAUCAAUUGCAAGAAUUACAGCACAUGGUGGAUCUCAAACAGAAGGAACUAGGUGAAAUCAACAGAGUUUCUGCUGAACAGAAACAUAUUAUGGAAGACUUGAAUGAAAGGCUCAAUGCCUCUAUGCAGUCGUGUACUGAAGCAAAUGCCAUAAUAAAUAGUCAAAACGUAAAUAUAGCUGAACUCAAGGAACAAUUACAUGAAGAGCAGAGUCAGCGAAAAGAAGAGCGAGAAAAGGCUGCAGCUGAUCUGAAAGCUGUUGUACAUAGAGUUCAAUCGGAGGCUCAGGAGGAAUUGAAACGAUUCUCUGAUGAUGCCUUAAGACGGGAAAGGGAGUUACAAGAAUUGAUAAAGAAGCUUCAGGAGUCGGAAAGGGAAAGGUGUUUGCUGGUGGAAACCUUGAGAUCCAAGCUGGAGGAUACCAGGCAAAAGUUGGUUGCCUCUGAUAAUAAAGUUCGGCAGUUGGAAGCUCAAGUACAUGAUGAGCAGCUUGCCUCUGCAAAUCAUAUAAAGAGGGUAGAAGAACUUGAGCAGGAAACUAGAAGAUUAAAGAAAGAGCUUCAGAGUGAAAAGCAGGCAGCUCGAGAAGAAGCAUGGGCUAAGGUUUCUGUUCUUGAGCUUGAGAUGAAUGCUGCAGCACGAGAUCUUGACUUUGAGAGACGAAGGUUUAAAGCUGCCAGAGAGAAACUCAUGCUUCGGGAAACACAGCUACGAGCAUUUUAUUCAACAACUGAGGAGAUACAAGUACUGUUUGCUAAGCAACAGGAACAAUUGAAAGCAAUGCAGAGAACUUUAGAAGAUGAAGAGAAUUAUGAGAAUGCUUCUAUUGACAUGGAUGGAGUCAUUGGUGGGACGUCAGGUCAAGGAAAUGAAGUCGCAGCAUACCACAGUAAAAUUUCUGCCAAGGCUGGAUCAACGUCUUCUGCACAGAAGCAUAUUGAAGAACAAGUUGAAACAUCCAGCAAUGAAGCCAGUGUCACCGAGAAGCAUGACUGUGACAUCAGAAGUGACGAAUGCCAAGAUACACAAGAGGCAGAAUUUACCAGUGCAGAUCACGACCAUGGUGCCAAAGGUGGCUUUGGUUCUGACAUUGAUGGUGCUGGCACUUUGAAGGAAGGAGAUGCUGUUGACACUGAACGAGUUCUUGAAACUCAAAGUCCUGCCAAUUACAGUGAGCAAAAAGUUGAUCUGAACAAGGAUGCUGUUUUAGUUGGGGACACCAUGCAGUUUGAUGAUGACAUGAAUGUUCAAGAAACUGAGGAGCAAGGUCAAACAACUUGUCGGGAAGUUCCUGUGGACACACAAAAGACCAUUGAGGACACUGAGGCUGGGGGAACAAUCAGGACUGCAGAUCUUCUAGCUUCUGAAGUUGCUGGGAGCUGGGCUUGCAGCACAGCCCCUUCUGUACAUGGAGAAAAUGAUUCUCCCGGAAGCAGGGACAACAAUGAAGGUGCUGGGGAUGAUUCGAUUCAUCCGAUGGCUGAGAGUCAGAAUGCUCCUGAUGCUACUAAAUGGAAUUCUGAACUCCGAGCACUUAGUGAGAUGAUUGGCAUUGUUGCUCCUGAUUUGAGGGAGCAUUUUGAAGGUUCUGCGAAUGAUUGUGAUCAAAAGAAAGAAAAGGGUGGUAUUCGGUCUGACUCAGAUACUCAAGCUGCAGAAACACUGGCAAUGAUGCUCAAAUCAAAAAGUGGAUCAGCAUCUGAUGCAGAAACUAAAGGUAAUAACCAUGUUGAGGAGGAGGAAGAUUCUGAAGCCACUCAAGACAAUAAUCCCAUGGAUGAAGAUUCUGAAGCCACUCAAGAUGAUCUUCUUGAGUAGUGGGUAGUCUUGGCUUGGCUUAGUUUGAUUGAAAUUUUUCUUUGGGGUUCACUACAGAUACCCAUCUGUACAUGGAACAUUCAGGAUUGCUUUCAAACAUGAGCCCGUGCAUGUAGGUGCAAUCCGGUAUGUUUCAUGGGAUGCAUGCUUGGGGCCUAUUAGAGGAUUCAUGAAGUGUUUCACUUGGGCCGCGAAUCCCUGAAGCUAUCUGUUUUGAGCCUUCUUAUCUAUCUAUUCCUUUUCUGUCCACCCUCUCUCUGGUUUGUGCUUGUUAGGGUAUCAUAUUGUAUAUACUUAGCUGACUUGUCAAUAUUUAGCUAUAGGUGGAAUUGUAGUUCUAGCCCGUGGUUUAAGUAAUUUAAUCGUUGUAGUUUCUAUUA